Messenger RNA from Vollenhovia emeryi, 5562 nucleotides. Its product is annotated as RNA exonuclease 1 homolog. The transcript is spliced from 9 exons. Bases 840 to 4427 code for a protein of 1195 amino acids. NCBI's taxonomy places the organism in Eukaryota, Metazoa, Arthropoda, Insecta, Hymenoptera, Formicidae. The record is from RefSeq and is a predicted model, not a curated record. Gene Ontology annotation, cellular component: nucleus. Gene Ontology annotation, molecular function: nucleic acid binding; exonuclease activity.
GUUUUACGUCCUUACGGAAUUUUAUGUGUGAAGGCCUUAAGAACGGACUAUGGUCUAGUUUACACCGUUAAAUCGGUUGGUGCGCACAUCAAGUUGGUACGGACUAAACAUUUGAUACAUCCCUGUUUACACCAUUUCGUCUCAAAACAGGUUAGGUUAGAUUUUUAAUCUGGAUAACGUAAAAUCAAACUUCUACCACAAUAUGCUAAACUGAACCAUGGUUCUAACCUCAAUCUAGCAGGAAUGCCGGGUAUAAUACGACCCAAAUCGAAUCAAGUGUUUACAGCGCCCUAAGAUAUUUUGAUACGCGCACCAACUUGGUCUGAUACUAGCGAUUCAGGAGUAUCAGACCAGAGCGCACUAAAGUAAUCCGCGAGCGUUUACAUCGAGCGAAUCAAGCGAUUUGAUACCGAUAUAGUAUUUGGUACGCGUACCAAACGAUCGGUGUAAACUAGCUCUAUGAAUACCGUCCUAUGGAGGAGCAGGUGCAGGUGUAGAAGAGUGCAGAACGAGAUCGCUACAGCUGCUCCUGGCGCGGCGGACUGCGGCGGACUUCGGUACUACGGGGUGCGCGGAACCAUAACCUCCACGGUGGACCUCUGCGGCUGAGUUGCCGCACGAUCGAUCUCCUCCUUGAUCCUCAACGACCGGCGAACGCGGGCGAGGAGCUUCAUUGUAAUCGCGCGAUCCCGUCCCGAGCAUGCGGAGCAUCGUAUCGACGAACGGGACGGCGCGCUGACUGCGAAACGCGCGCUCGUGCACCACCGGUGCACUGACGACGACGAGGGCACGCCGAGGAAUGGCCUCCCCGCAGCGCGGAGUGCGAUGAAUCAGUUAUUAUGUUGCCCUCGACCGGCUACUUUAAGACGAUAAAUUGUCCGUUUUAUGACGGCGGUUCGUGCGACCGGCCCUAUUGUCACUUCAAGCACGCCAAGCGAGAGGAUGCGGGGAGUGCAGCAGGAGUGGCAGGCGUGGCGGAGGCCCAGACAGCGGGGCAGGCGCAGGAGGACAAGCCCGCCGACAUGCUGCAGCACCUGGUGACGGAGGCAGUGAAGAAGGUGCUCGCUGAUCAGGAAGUCACCGAUACCGAGAAAGUGUCGCAGGACAUCGUCUCCCAGGUGGUGGAGGAGCUUAAGCCGACCCUGUCCUCCGGUUCUGUCGCGGCUGUACACACCGCGCCGAGCAUAGGGAAGCACAUCACGAUCCCCACGCCCAUCACCAAACCGGUCGCUUGCGUGUACAAUCCGACGCCGAUAGCGGAGCUGAGGAAACGGCACAUACCCGUGGCCUCGUAUAUGCCGACCAGGGAGACCCGGGUGGCUGUGAGGCGUAAAUUCUUACCGGACGGGGUCAAGCCGUGGUCGAGCGUCGUUCAGGAGUCGAGCGGCUCUCAGGUCACGACCGAAGUUACGUAUAAGCCCACCGCAAUAGUGAGCACGACCGUUCAGGAUGAACAGAGUUACGUGCCGACGAUUAGAUCGGACGCGUCCUCGUCGAAUUCGUACGACGACGGUAACUCGAACGAUUAUCAGUCUAAAUUCAAAGAGGGAUAUUAUCCAAAGUCCAAGAAGAGAAGGGAGGAGUACGUCCCUAAGAAGAUCAAGGCACCGUUAAAGACGGUCCAGCAGCUGAGCGACGCCACAUUUAAUCAGUACGAGCCCGAGUUCGAUAUGAUGGACGUGAUUAUCACUUCGAAUCACGCCACUUCUAUAGCGCUCGACCAUGCAAAAGCAUCGGCCAGCGAGGAUUCUCAAGAUUAUUCCUUGGACGUUGAACCUAGGUUCUCCGAUGACGAGCCUAUGGAAGAUGCGUCUACGGACGAGCGCGGCGCGAAGAGGUCUGAACAAAAGGAGAACGCAAACGAGAAGGAGAAGGAGAACCUCCAACGCGUGGGACUCGACACUGCGGACAAACAAACGAGCAAUAAAGAUAAUAAAAUACACAGCAAUCACUACGAUGUUAAAAGUGAUAUAAAAAGUAGCGACAGGUCUAAACCGCACAAGGCGAGUGAUUCGAGAACAUUGUCGAAGAGACGAGAGGACGCUGCGAGGCAAGACGCGGAUAAGGAGCAGGAGAAGCGCAAGGAUCGGGACAGGAGCAAGGAGAGAGACAGGAGGGAUCGCCGCAGCUCUGAGAAGAGGGACAGGGAGCGAUCCAGGCACAAAUCGGACUCCAGAGAUAAGCACCGUUCCUCCUCCAGCAGAGACAAGGACAGGAGAAGAAGCAGCCGUGCCAGCAAAGACUCGUCGCAUGGGAGUAGAGAGCACUCGCAGCGGCAUAGACAUACUUCGCCGAAGAAAGAGCGGGACGAUCAUCGCAAGUCCAGCCGGCGCGACAAGCAGAAGUCAAGCUCGAAUUCGUCCAAGUCGAAUAGACAUACGUCGAGCAGAAGCGAUAGGAAGCAUAGCUCGGAGUCGAGUCGGAGAUCCAGCGACUCUUCCCGAAAAUCUGGCAAGCACAAAGAGAGCAGCAGCGAGAGGAAUUCAUUCGAUAGAUCUGACAAUUCUGUAGAUAGUAUCCGUUCUUUCGUUGACGACGAGAUUUUGGAAUUGUCAGAUUCUGAUCAUGAUGUACAAGAAGAGUGCCUAAAAAUCUUUCAGGAAUACGAAGCCUCGGAUUAUCCGAAAUUAGUGUCAGUGAAGAAAUCAUUGAAGGAGGAAACUGAAAAUGUUGAAGAAGUCGGUAGAAAGAGAGUCGCGCAUCCGUCGGCGGCCACAAGUGUCACUAGACAGUUAGGUCCUAGUCAGCCACCAAAAAAGCUUAUAACUCCGCAACAAAAGAUGUACGAGCGAUGGCGUUUGAUGAGGCAAGCGGCGGCUGAGAAGGCCGCAGAGAAGGCAGCUGAGAAAGCGGCAGCCGACGCGAAGAUUCAAGUUACAGUCACGUCAGCAGAUCAGUCUUCGAGUAAUAUCGCGCAACGUGUGUCAAUCCACAGAGAACACGAGUCUGCUUCAACGAUAAGUAACAGUGAUGCGCUGCUGAACGUGAAUGGUCGUAUUCGAAUCGCUCACGUUCCGUACGCAAAAUCCCUCGCGAUGGAAAAGAAAAAGGUGGUAGAAACAGCGGGGAAAAGUGGGGAUGCUAAGGGAGUAGAUAACAAAACAAUUGCGCAGACCAUGAAGGGCGGUGUACGCGUCGCUCAUAUACCGCAAGUGGUGCCUCAACUCGUGCGUCCAGAACCGCUACAAGUCGCUACCCAGAAGUUCCCCUUGAACGUCCGUCAGUAUUAUAUUAAUGUAAUGCACGAUAUAUGCGUGCAGAUUUAUACGAAUGGUGACGAUGCGGCGCAACGAGCCGUUAAAGAAGAACUCGCGUGUCACGAGAGAUGCAAGGCGCUCGCGGUGUACAAGAACUCGUGCAUGUUAGCGGCUCAUAGAUUAAGGAAGGAAGUGGAUCAGAGCAAAUCGAACGAGAAGAUCGCUGGUUCGAGCUGCGGUAUGGUGUCCCACGAGGCUGUUCUCGUUGGCAAGUCGAAAGGUUCUUGGAGUGUUGUCAAGAUCAAGAGGAACGUGACAGAUUUUAAGGGACCAGCGCUCUACAACAUGCUCAAAAAGUGGAUCAUGUCGGAGCAGCAGCUUAGGGACAACGGGUUUCCACGUAAACACCCUGAUGGUACAAAGGGACAAGCAAAGGUGUAUGUUAUAAAUUCACGAAACCAAACCGUUUUGUCAAAAGUGCCUAAUGAAAGAAUGUGCAGCCGAUGUGGCCAAUCGUAUAUGAUAGAUAAACAGGGAUUUGCUGUGAGGCAACAGAAUUGUAUAUAUCAUUGGGGCAGAAAGUUUACAAUUAGAGGAGAAGGCAAGUACAGUUGUUGCCAGCAAUACGGCUCCGCUACCGGUUGCUGCGACGCAAAGACGCACGUAUGGGACUACACGGACUAUGAAAAUCUUCGUGGUUACGUUAAAACCUUAUCGAAAGAUGUUCCUAUUGACGAGCAAGGUGUUUACGCACUUGACUGUGAAAUGUGCUAUACUACACAAGGCUUAGAACUAACCAGAGUGACGAUUAUUGACGAAGAUUGUAAGGUGAUAUACGAAACGUUAGUUAAGCCGCAAAAUUCAAUAAUUGAUUACAACACAAGGUUUUCAGGGAUCACAGAAGAAGACAUGAUGGAUGUGACGACGACUAUUUUAGAUGUACAAGCUACGCUCCUCACAAUGUUCUCGGAUAAAACGAUCUUAGUGGGUCACAGUCUUGAAAGUGAUUUUAAAGCGUUAAAGCUGCUCCACGAUACCGUCGUGGAUACCAGCGUCAUGUUUCCGCAUAAGAAUGGAUAUCCGCAAAAAAGGGCGUUGAAAAAUCUCAGUUCCGAAUAUCUCAGAAAGCUCAUACAAAAUGACGUUGGUGGUCAUGACAGUAAAGAAGAUGCUGUUGCUUGUAUGGAGUUAAUUCGUUGGAAAGUCAAGGAAGAAGCAAAAUUACAGUAAAACUCUGCUCGCAGUUUGUUAGCAACAAAUAUUGUCACUAUUGUUGUAUGAUAAUUACAACGACACGUUUUUCGCUUUUGCGAUACUAUUGACGAGAUAUUGUUAAAGAUAGCCAGCCCUGAGUAAAUCGAUUAGUUUCGUGAUUGAGUGGUCCACCGGGAAUGAUUACAGAGUAUAAACAUUAUUAAUAACAUUAAUAACAUUAUUUGUUCGUUUAAUAUAAAUAUUUGAACGAUUAGCCCAUGCAGUAUACAGUAUUUAGUUCAUGACUUAUUAUUUUUCAUAAAUGAGCGAUAUUUUUCAUAUAUUUACCAUAUAUUUGUGCAAAACCAUUUCAUAACUUUAAUUACGUUUUUUUCUUGUUCGAUGAUUACCUUCAAAGUUAAAUGACAAUUGAAAGCCAUCGCAUUGUAGAUGCAUACAUAUCUAUGGAAUAUAUUUAGUUAAAUCAGGAAAUAAUAAAUUAUUAACGUACUGUUGGCUAAUUGUUCAAAUUUUGGCAAUCAUCAAAACUUUCAUAAAUCGGUAUUUAAUAAUACCUUGUCGGUAGAGACGCGCUGGCCAGUAAUGUUGCGCAUACCUUACUGUCUGCAUACUGCGCGUAUUUUAUAUACUGUAUUAUAUCUUGUAUAUAAAUAUGUAAUAUACAUUCAUUGCCCUCGACUUAGGAUUUUCUUUCAGACUAAAUUUGAUAUCUAGCUAAUAGAAUUAUAUUCGCGAUAUAAAUUCUCGACUAGAACGUAAAAUAUAUGAUAAAAAAGAGAAUCGGUGCAGAAAAAUAUGUUAAUUUGAACAUACAUCACAUUUUGAUUAAUAUUUUUGUACUCUCUGUUAUAUUAUUACUUAUUUAUAUUUUAGCAUUAAAAAGACGAGAUUACUCCUAUUUAUUUACUGAUCUAACUUUAUAGCUUAGAUACAUUUCAAGGAACAAUAAUAAAUUGAAAACUUAAUAAUAAUAUUGUACGUUUAUAUAUAAGUCGAGUAAUAGAUAAAUAUAUUUAUUUUUUAUACUGUAAUUGAAUUUAUAUGCAUUACCGAACGAUGCAUUUAUCCCUUGAAGUAUUUGAAAAUAAGUAUGGAUUAUACACAUGUAUUAUUAUAAUAUGUAUAUGUGUAUACGUAUAUGUAUACAUAU